GAGACGGUUGGCUCGUCACACCCGGAUCCGUCCGAGAAACGGUUCAACGGUCGCACGACCCAGGUGACGUUUCACGAGGGAUGGAAGGAGGCUGUCGCGCAGCGGGUAAGCAACGAGAGCAUGGCGAGCUCGGGCAAGAUGUUUGACCAGCUCAAGUCGUUGCACGAGAUCGUCGCGCGAAUGGAAAAGAAAGGCGGCGGCGGCGGCGGGGGUCCAUCGGGAGGGGGUUCAUCGCUUGAGAAGCGAAUGGAUUCCCUCGAGGCGAAGCUCGACAAACUCAUCGAGCUGCAGCUAGGAAAGUAAUAAGUAGUCGAGUUUUUCUCUUUCGGUCGUUGGUGGUGUUCAUGGAAACACCGUAGGGUACAGGGUCAACCACACCCCUGAAAACACAGAAAACAUCAGGGGAUCCGACGGGCCUUGGUCGCCGCCCGCCGGGGGUUAGUCGCUAACGUUAGUACAGAGAG
Micromonas commoda is the source of this 464-nucleotide messenger RNA. RefSeq lists its product with no specific name. The transcript has a single exon. The record is from RefSeq and is a predicted model, not a curated record. Lineage: Eukaryota; Viridiplantae; Chlorophyta; Mamiellophyceae; Mamiellales; Mamiellaceae. Bases 121 to 303 code for a protein of 60 amino acids.